CCUCACACUCUGCGUGUGGCCCUCCGGGCGUCCUGUUACCUUGAGAAGUGGACCCAUCCUAGCUAAGGCUUAGUCGCUUUUACUUCCCCCAUUUCCGACUGUGGCGUGUGUCUCACCUACGGCUUUGCUGCAUUCACUGGUAUAUAAUGUAAUGAAUGGCAUUUGUCCACACGUAUGGAGUACAACGGAUAUAUAGAUCUUUGCAAUUUGCAAAAUGUGCCUCAAACUUUAAUUCAAACAGUUCUUAAGUUCUUCGCAUUUAAACCCACUUUAUUCCACUAGAACCUGUCCCCGGGCCCUAGGUUCCUCACCCCUGCUUUAAGACAGUGUCUGAACGAACUCCUCUGCUGUGGUUGGCCAAGGUCCACCACUACAUAAGCACAGAAGAAAAACAGUCCUAUCCAGUAUGUGUCUGUCUUCUGCCCAUUUUACUUUUUAGUCUGCCAAGAAACAGAAAUUGAAAGCCCACAACUUUCAAGAAGCCAGAAUGAGUAGUUAAGCUGGACGGACUAGAGCCAUUAAUUCAAUUUUCUGAGACUGAAAUCUUGAGAGCCCCAUUCUUGAAGAAGAAAUGACGUCUAACGGACCAGAUGAUUCCGAAGCUUGUGCUACUCCAGACUGUGACCACGACCAAGAAAUGGCUGACGAGUAUUCCAGACUGAAGACUUUUGUCAACUUUCCAAACUGUUGUCCUAUUUCAUCAUCAACACUAGCACGAGCUGGCUUCUUUUAUACAGGAGAGGGAGACAAAGUGAAGUGCUUCAGCUGUCAUGCAACUAUUGAAGGAUGGGAGCAUGGAGAUUCAGCAGUUGGAAAACAUAGGACAAUUUCCCCAAACUGUAAAUUUAUUAAUCGAUUUCAUUUUUUAAAAAAAGGUAUGCAUCCUAUUCUCCACAACUGUCAAUGCAGAGUUGAAAAUUGUUCUGGAAAUUCAACCGUCCAGUGUUCUUUUGAUAGAUCGUCUGAUCUCAGUACAGAUUACCUUUUAAGAACUGGGCAAGUUGUAGACAUGUCGGACAGCAUGUACCCCAGGAACCCUGCUAUGAGCAGUGAAGAAGCUAGGUUAAGGUCUUUUCACAACUGGCCAAGUUAUGCUCCAUUAACACCGAAGGAGUUAGCUACUGCUGGACUGUAUUACACAGGUGUUGAUGAUCAAGUGGAGUGUUUUUGUUGUGGUGGAAAACUGAAAAACUGGGAACCUUUUGAUCGAGCUUGGUCAGAACAUAAGAGACAUUUUCCUAGGUGCUUUUUUGUACUGGGGCGUGAUUUUGGAAAUAUUGAAAGUGUCCUAACUGAAUCUAACUCUGCUGAGGCUGGCAGAAGUGUCUUAAAUGAUGUAGAUCACCCAAGAAAUCCAUCUAUGGCAGAAUAUGAAGCACGGAUCAAGACAUUCAUUACUUGGAGAUACCCAGUUGCUAAAGAGCAACUUGCUGAAGCUGGCUUCUAUAGUACAGGUAAUGGUGAUAAUGUUGUGUGCUUUCACUGUGGUGGAGGACUGCAAGAGUGGCAACAGGAUGAAGACCCUUGGGAGCAACAUGCUAAAUGGUUUCCAGGAUGCAAAUAUUUGUUGCAAGAGAAGGGCCAAGAAUUUGUAAACUUAACACAUUUACGGAGGGAUUCCACAGUAGAAGCUUCUGAGGAGACAUCACCAUCUAUAGAUGACGAUCUCCUACAAAACAAGUUGGUACAGGAUGCCAUGCGUAUGGGUUUCAGUUUGUCUGAGAUUAAGAACAUUAUGGAGAAGAAACUACAGACAUCUGGAGAAAACUAUGGAUCUCUUGAGGUUCUAAUUACAGAUUUAUUAAAUGCUCAAAAAGAAAAUGUUCACGAAGAAGUAUCCAGUGAGUGCCCACCAGAGAAAGAUCUGAGUACUGAAGAGCAGUUAAGACGUUUGCAGGAGGAGAAACUUUGUAAAAUCUGUAUGGAUAAAGAUAUCUCAAUAGUUUUUAUUCCCUGUGGCCAUCUGGUUGCUUGUAAAGAAUGUGCUGAAGCACUUAAUAAAUGCCCUUUGUGUUGCAUGAUUAUUACAAAAAGACAGAAAAUUUUUAUGUAUUAGUCAUAUGUACUGCGUGGUUGCUGCAUGUGUGCUGUAAAAUUGUUUAAAAUCACUGUAACGCGAUAACAAACAGUUGGGAUGUUCAACCCUGUAGCACACAAAUAUUUUUAUGGAGAAUCUAAAAUUUUGGGAUUAAAAAACCAAAGCUUCAGUCAGGGACCUAAAGUCUCAGUAAGAAGUUGCUAAACCUGUGCUUUGAGCUCUCACAUUUAACACUCACAUGCAGCCUCUUCAUUCCUCUCCACUUUGUCCUUUCACUUGAUUUGAAUUGACAGACUAGGAAUUCUUCAUUACCAUGUGCUCGUUUACAUAUGUCUGUGUGUGCACAUAUUUCUAAUUUGUAAAAGUAUAAAUGAACUAUAUUAUUCACUUGUAUACAGUGGCAUGAGCAAACUGAGAGAUCUAAUUGACUACAAGCUGUGCUGCUAAUAACAAUGUGGGUUGGAAUUUGUCAUCUGAUCUCACUCUUUACCUGUAUCUCUGCCAAGUUUUCAGAAAGUUUAUUUCCCACAUUCUGUAGCCUGUGAAGUGGAAAUGACAAAAAAAAUCCAGCCAUUGUUUUGUUGAAUAUUAAUUUUUCUAACAUUUAUAUUUUUCAAAACUAGAAUAGUUAGGGUAAUACUAAUUGCUUCGGUUGAAGGGAGAUGUUUGUGCAUUCAGGAAUGGUGACAUUUUAGUGAGAGAAAUAAAUAGCUAAAAGUUUAUGUAGUUUUGUUCUUAUGUUGGUUAUUUUAGGGACUGUCUAAUCUCUUAAAUAGGGUUAAUCCCCUUUUAUACCCAAUAAAACCUUAAUGAGUAACACUAAUUACUUUUCUUAUAGAGAAAAUGGCAUCUUUUAAAAUCUGCUGACCUUUUCUAAACCACAAAAAUGUACACAAUAUUUUUAAUUUAUUCAAAUGACAGAAAAAUUACAAAAACAUCAUAUGGUUUUUCUCUUUUGAACAGUUUCCUCUUCCAAGCAUACAUUAGCCUUCCCAAGUCCUGUACAGUAUAUUUUUUAAAAAUUGACUGAUUUCACUUCUACCUUUCAUUUCAACUGAUUUUAUUUCUGUUAUUUACAUAUUAUAGUUACAUUUCAGCAGCAAUGUUUAAGUUGCACUAAGUCCAUUUAUUUCUCCAACUCUGAGAACCCUCAGGCUGACCUUUUCUAGCUCAAUAAUUAAAAGGAUCCUUUAACUAUCACACAAUGACAUUGUUUUCAAAUUCCUAAAAAAUCAAAACAUUCAUUUUCAAAUCCAUUUUUAUCAUCCCAUUUGUACAUAUUCAAGACUUUAUACAUCCCUAUGAAGAAAGAAGAGCCAUCUGAUUACAAACUCAAAUAUAUUUUAAUAAUUCUUCUUUUAAAAUAUAUUCUUCUAAGAAUCCAAUUUUUGUAUAUGAAAUUAUAAAAGAGGGCAAAAUAUAUCAUGUAUAAUUUAAGUCCAUGGGCAUGAUGCUGCAAACCCUUUUUGCACAUACAAAACUUUAAUCAUGUGAGAAGUUCCAUUGACCUCACUGCUGAAUCCUUCCCUUCCAAACCUUAGCUUUAGGGGACUCCUCAUGUGAGUAGAUUAUGCACAUGCAGAAAGUAUUUGCAAGAUUAGGCCCAAUAUAAUGCUUGUACUGUAUGUAUUACCUUUAAAUUUAGAAAUUACUCUGUUUACUUGCACAUAUGUAUAAUUAAUAAAUAUUCUGCUUUUGGUUUCACAAAGGCACUAUGUAUAAUGGAAAUGUUAUAAUGCCUUUAUUUUUGUAGUUGAAGUUGUGAGUUGACAUAAUUCACAUUUGACAAACAUCUUAGUUUAACGAAAUCAGUGUCUAUGCUGGAUGUUUCUGUUUUACCCUUUUCUCUUUGGCCAUUUCUUUCGUUUUAAUGUGGAAAAUCUGUCAGAUUGCAUGUCCUGUAUUUACUUAAUGACUGUCAAUAUUAGGGUAUUAGGGUAUACUGGAUUCCUUCUGUUUCUUUAUUUAAAUAGGUUAAUCUUUUUACCAUUCUUUUAAAAAAUCACUGCAUACAGAUACAGACACUAAUUGACUACAUUUACUUUUUUGUUUUCAGAACGCUAAAGGUGUUGUCUCAUCUUAAAAAUUAAACUAUAUAUUUUAUUGUGGUAAGAGUUAAGAUUUUAUCAUGGGCAUAAUGGGAUAGCAUCAGCAUAAAAUUAUUUUUCUGUUAAUAUAUUACAGAUCCUUCAGUUUUCAUAAUUAAGAAGUCCAAACUUGCAAGUCUCUAUGUAUACAGAUUUAUUUUAUGUAUUUCAAUUUGACAGUGAAUCAUUUUAUAAAAUUUCAGUUAUGCUUUUAGUUUCUCAUUCUGGCUCUCAAGAUAGCUAUUUGAGCUUGUAACAUUUCUUUUGGAAUUAAGACUUGUCCUCCAAUUUUCUCAUUUUAUUUUUAAAAUCUGAAUUUUGAAUGUAAGUAACACUUAGCUGAUGAUGCCUCUCUUCAACAGUGUCAUCUCCAAAUUUCUGAAAAUUAAUGUACUGUACUAGCACAUGUUGAUAUAUUUCAGAGUCUUCACUGAAUGACUGAAUUUGGUUUUUUAAUUUUUAAAUAGAUUGAGUGAAAUUAAAUUGUUUGUAUUAGU
Messenger RNA from Pelodiscus sinensis (Chinese soft-shelled turtle), 4622 nucleotides. The record is from RefSeq and is a predicted model, not a curated record. Lineage: Eukaryota; Metazoa; Chordata; Testudines; Trionychidae.